CCGUCAUCACCACCGCCGACCACCACACCAUCAACAACGCGCACGCACACACCAGCACAAUGCCGCGCGGGGUGCUCCCGACCCAGCUCCUCCCGCACCUCCCGCGGGCGGUGUACACGCUCGAGCCGCUGCAGGCCCCCGAACUGCUGGCGCACAUGGCCGUCCUGAAGGAGCUGUACAUGCCGCCGAUCCACGGGGGGUUCUUGGCGGGCGAUGUCGAGCUCGACGAGGGCGACGACGUCGAGGGCGGGCGCAAGAAGAGGACGCUCAGCGGUGGGGCUGUCGACCUGCCUGCGUUGGGGCUACAGAUGGAGGGCGUGGGGCUUGAGGACGACGGCGAGGAGGAGGAGGACGAGUUCGAGUUCGACGACGACUUUGACGACGACGAAGACGACCUCGCGCACAACGACCCCUUCGAGCGCGAGUGGGCCGAGAAGUGGCUGAACGGCGUCGUGCGCCGCGCGCAGGCGGUCAUCGAGGAGGCGGGCGACGACGGCGACGAGGAGACCGAGGCGGUCAUGCGGGAGGCGACGGCCGUGCUGAGCAUGAUGGCCGGCACGAGUGCCGCUGGCUCGCUCACCCGACACCUCCUCUUCCCGCUCGCGCCGGAGCUUGCGUCCGCCCUCCGCGCCCUCCGACCGCAGUUCACGGCGCCCAACCCCGCGCUGUCGCCCGAGACGGGCAAGUUCCUGCAGGCGCUGGCCACGAGCCCCGUGUCGCCAAUGGUAAUCCCACGGCGCCAGUCCGCGACCGCGCGCAGCGUGUCGCCGACGUUGACGCUAUCGCGCUCGCCGCUCGCGUCGUCCCACGUUCCCCGCCGCCGCGCCGUCCUCCCCGUUCUGCUGCACGACGCGCCAAUGUCAGACCACAUCUCCGUCGGCGUGCAGACGUGGGGCAGCGCCAUCCUCCUCGGCCGCGAGAUGGCGCUGCGGCCAGCAGACUUUGGCCUCUUCCCGCGCCACCACGACACGCCUUACCCGCACGGCGGGGGCGUGCGCGUGCUCGAGCUCGGCGCGGGCACGGGCUUGCUGUCCAUCCUGUGCCGCAAGCUGCUCGACCUGCGCGCCGUGCGCGCGUCGAGUGUCUCGCCGUCGUCGUCGCCGCGCAAGGCGGCCGGCUUCGGCACCGUGGCUACUGCCGACGCGGGCCUGGUCGUCGCGACAGACUUCCACCCGCAGGUGCUGUCCAACCUGCGGAUCUGUGUCGACUUGAACGCGCCGCCCCGCGUGCCAGGCGCGCUGGACCUCCCGGCCAUCGAGAUCGCCAAGCUCGACUGGACGACGUUCCCGGCCUUCAUGGAAGCGCGGGCGGCCGGCAAGCCGUACGACGGCGAGGAGGAGGAGCUCGCACGCCACACGCACACGCCGUUCGACCUCGUACUGGCCAGCGACUGCGUGUACGACCCGACCCACGCGGCGAUGCUGCGCGCCGUCGCGGGCUGGGUGCUCUGUCCGCCCGAGGGGUGCGAGGGCGGCGGAGGCGCCGGCGGCACAAUGCACCUCCUCUCGCCUAUACGGCCCACGUUCACCCCCGAGCUCGAGAGCAUCGACACCCACUUCCCCACGCUGAGCAGCUACCCGCCCCUUGCGGAGCGCGCGGCGGCCGCCAAGGCGGCCGGUGGCGACGUGUCCAAGGUCGACGAGCGGCUCAAGGGCGAAGGACUCGGCGCGGCGCAUGGCCUCCGCCUCGGCGUCCGCGGCGAGGGCAAGAAGAGCGUGCGUGGUCGUAAGGGCGAGGGAAGGACGGACGAGGUCGCUGGAUACUGGUGGUGGGAGGUCGGAUGGGGAUAG
This is a messenger RNA of Vanrija pseudolonga, 1790 nucleotides long. RefSeq lists its product as uncharacterized. The coding region runs from base 60 to 1790 and encodes 576 amino acids. NCBI's taxonomy places the organism in Eukaryota, Fungi, Basidiomycota, Tremellomycetes, Trichosporonales, Trichosporonaceae. The record is from RefSeq and is a predicted model, not a curated record. The transcript has 2 exons.